AUGCAAAAAGGCACUAUAGACUCUCUACUACGGCGCCCGAAUGUGGUCGGAUCCGAACACUUCAUUGGGGAUAUUAAGUCGCUGCAGUCGACGCCAGAUGCAGAUUCGCUGCCUCAAAUCAUCUACGAAGGUGAGCUUCAAGAAGACACAUUGACUGAUAUUGAUCUAUCAAGUACAAACCCACAGUCUGAAUGCCAACAAGAUACGCUUGAAAUUCCUGACUUUCACGAGGUGGGUGAAGUUCUUCCUAGCAUAUCACUCCUGGUUCCUCCCACGUUCACGUCCACCACCAAGUUGCAAGCUUCCAUGGACCUAUCAUCAUACUUGAAUGGGAACAGAAGACCGAAAGAAACAAACACGGAAUCUGAUCAGGAGAUACAAACGAUUAAUAGAGGCAACCAUAUCAACGAUCUCGAAAAGAGAAUGUUUAGACCUGAAAGAAAAUCGGUUAAUGUGAAGGAUUUCUUGUCGGGGUCCAAACCUGCUGCCAAACUGAAAUCGGUGGCUCCAGAUAUCGAGGUUAUUGAUGAAAUCGAAGCAAAGAUCUUUGAGAACCAAAGAAAAGUAACGGCCAAAGAUCUCUUGCUGGUGAGGAGUAAGACACCUAGGCCUAGCAUGUAUGUCACUUUAAAUGUGGACAAAGAAGCUCUAGCAUUUUACAAACGGUUCGAAAACUCUUUGAAAUCUCGAGGAACUUCUGUGUUUGUUCGAAAGCCAAAAUACGAAGUCACUUUGAAAAUACCUGGCCACAGACUCCAACAUUUUGAGUCUAGGAUCGAAGAACUACAAGAGUUUCAUGAAAAAAAGAAGAAUGUCAACUCAGUCUUCAGUAUGAUGAUGAGGGAGUCGGCAUCUGCUGCUGUACGUCUAACUCCACUUCAGAAACUCAAGGAGUUGGAUCCACCAGUUAUAAAGGCAUCUGAUUUUCACGUUUUUGACCUUGCUGAGGACAACUUACCGUUACACUCAGACUUCUUAGCUGGUCUCAAACCCAGGAGGCUGCACUUCCACAACAUAGAAGAUUCAUAUCAAUUCACGUUGGAGAAUGAUCUGACAAGUAUAAAUUACUCACAUACUCCCUAUUCAAUAUCUUUUUGCCAAGCAACCCAGCACCUUGAAAAGGCUUGUCCCCAAGAAGACCCUGUGUUUGCUGCCUUGCAUAAAAAUCCAUUUGACUUUGAUGCAGUAGAACUGCAAAAUUGGCCUCAAUUAUUUGAACCAAGUUCAACAUCAGCGUUGCUAUUGCCUGAUGAUACGAAAACACGUCUUCAAAUCUGGUUGCAUAAUUCAUUUGGAAGGCUCAAGACUCAGUCUUUCAAGGGACUGAGGAGAUUAAAGAAAAGAAAGGUGAAAAAAGACGAUGAAAUGGCAGGCUUCAUCGUUGAUUCUCCAUUCGAGUACGAGGAAGAAACAGAUGAGGAAGUGUUUAUGCCUUUACUUGUGGUUCAUGGAGAUACUGGUACAGGUAAGUCGGCAUCCAUAUAUGCUGCUAUGAAAGAAAUGAACGGGUACAUCCACGAGAUAAAUGCUGGCCAAGCUCGUGCAAGAAAGAAUAUACUAGGAAUGUUAAAAGAGCUCUGUACAACCCAAUUGGUUCAUGAACAUGAUCAAGAUGGUGAUUUCCAAAAGGGUAUAGUUCUCCUAGAGGACUGUGAUAUCUUGUUUGAGCAAGACAGGACUUUCUGGAUUGUUGUUCAAGAGAUCUUGGAGAUAUCGAGACGGCCCAUGGUUAUUACUUGUACAGACCCAUCUGUCAUUCCUAGGGCACUAUAUGAGUAUGCUUAUGAAGAAAAUGCAGUUCUCAGCUUCGACAAAGGAAGACAAGCUUUGAAUGAUACCUACAAAAAGUACUUGUGGGGAUGUUGUUUCUCACGCGGUUAUGAUCUUGAUUCUUUGGUGAUUGAAAACUUGAUCACCAAUCCAGGAAUUUCGAAGAACAUGGAUGUCAGACAAGCAUUACUUGCCUGCCAAAUGAUAUGUCAUAAUCAAAUAAAGCCAAACUACAAAGGUGAUGAAAUGAACAUCAUUCGGAUAACCCUUAACCAAACCCGUGAAGUCAAGCCACAGGUGCAUACGUUAGAGCACAUCGCAAGUUCUUUGGAUCUUCUUUCAAUAGCCGAUCUCACAGAGACGAAUGUGGCUUCUCAACUCAACCACGACACAAUAGAAAACGAAUUCAUUGACAUUUACUACAUUGAUGAAAGUAAAAGACUCAAACAAGCCCUAUUACCACAUGAACAAAGAAUCAUCACCGAAUUACAAACAAAAGCACUCGAUGCGUAUCCCACGAACCUGGAUUUCGAUUCUUACCACACUCACAAUGCAAUAAGAAGAUAUGUGAACGACUUUGUUAGCUCGAGAUCGAGGCCCGUUCCUCCUCUUCUACGUGGAUUGCAGAUGCUGAGAGAAGGACCUCGUACCACCAGAUCUAACAAUGGUUCAGAACGUUACGAGUUCUGGGAUCCGGAACCAGUGGGCAUACCCGAUGGCUCUGUAUCGUUAGUGCUUUCUCCUACACCGUUCACGUUGGAAUUUGCGCCGUUUGCUCGAUACUGGUGUACAUUCCAAGCAGGUUUGGAUAAGUGUGAUAAACAGACCGAACUAAGAACCAAAAUGUUUAUACAAUGGAGAGAAUUUCAGAACAAAUCUACUCGUCCAUUGCGGACUGCACCCUACAUCAAACACUAG
Molecule: messenger RNA, 2688 nt
Organism: Yamadazyma tenuis ATCC 10573
Lineage: Eukaryota; Fungi; Ascomycota; Pichiomycetes; Serinales; Debaryomycetaceae
Source: RefSeq, a predicted model, not a curated record